AUGCUCCCGCACAUUACAGCUUAUAUGUCAUCCCUUGUAGAAUCUCUUGGAGAAAUUGGGUAUGUUGAUGGCAAAACCCUCUUUGGAGCCCCCUACGAUUUUCGUUAUGGCUUAGCAGCAGCAGGUCACCCCUCUCAAGUUGGUUCGAAGUUCCUUCAAGAUCUGAAAAGUCUAAUAGAAGAAGCAAGCACUUCUAAUGGUGACAAGCCAGUAAUACUUCUCUCCCACAGCUUAGGAGGCCUAUUUGUCCUUCAACUGCUUAACCGAAACCCGCUUCCCUGGCGCCAAAAGUAUAUCAAACACUUUAUUGCAUUGUCCGCGCCAUGGGGUGGCACAGUCCAGGAAAUGCUCACUUUUGCUUCGGGAAAUUCCCUCGGAGUACCCUUAGUUGAUCCAUUGUUAGUAAGAGCAGAGCAAAGGAGUUCUGAAAGUAAAUUAUGGCUCAUGCCCUCUCCUAAACUAUUUGGUCAUAAACCACUUGCUGUCACACCAAAUGUUACAUAUUCAGCAUAUGAUAUUCCCCAGUUUCUUGAAGCUAUUGGCUUCCACGAAGGAGUCCAGCCUUAUAAAUCUCGAAUUUUGCCUUUGAUGGAACAUCUACUAACUCCCGAAGUGCCUAUUACAUGUAUAAUUGGGAGUCGCGUUAGGACGCCAGAGAGUUUGUUUUAUGGGGAGUGCGGGUUUGAUAAGCUGCCGGAGAUAGUGUGUGAUUGUGCUAUUUGGUCUUUCUUUUGA
Molecule: messenger RNA, 735 nt
Organism: Ilex paraguariensis (yerba mate)
Lineage: Eukaryota; Viridiplantae; Streptophyta; Magnoliopsida; Aquifoliales; Aquifoliaceae
Source: the annotation of a GenBank genome assembly